Messenger RNA from Erinaceus europaeus (western European hedgehog), 2646 nucleotides. It is a transcript of the gene TPCN2, whose product is annotated as two pore segment channel 2. Bases 60 to 2294 code for a protein of 744 amino acids. Gene Ontology annotation, biological process: monoatomic ion transport; transmembrane transport. The record is from RefSeq and is a predicted model, not a curated record. The transcript has 25 exons. NCBI's taxonomy places the organism in Eukaryota, Metazoa, Chordata, Mammalia, Eulipotyphla, Erinaceidae. Gene Ontology annotation, molecular function: voltage-gated channel activity; monoatomic ion channel activity. Gene Ontology annotation, cellular component: lysosomal membrane.
CCCCGCGCCUGCGCAGUGGCCGCGGCGGCCGCGCGGGGGUCCGGCCGGUGCGGGGACCCAUGGCGGAGCCUGGGUCCGAGUCGGAGCCCCUGCUGGGUCGCGCCCACCGAGCCGGACAGCCGGACAGCCCCGCCGGCCGCAGCGUGCCAGCCGAUCCCGGUUCUGAGGCCAGGAGGGACGUGUGCCUGGACCGGGCGGUGGUCUUCAUCGAGGACGCCAUCCAGUACCGCUCCAUCAACCACCGCAUGGAUGCCCGCUCGCUCUGGCUGUACCGGUGGUAUUACUCCGACCUGUGCCAGUGGGUGCUCAGUGUCACCAUCUUCCUGGACCUGGCCUUGGCCUUUGUUGAGAAGCCCUCGUCACUCACCAUCACCUCAGACGUGCGCUACCGGGGCCCCCCCUGGAACCCGCCGUGCGGGCUGACGGAGAGUGUGGAGGGGGUCUGCCUGCUGGUCUUCGUGGCUGGCGUCUCUGUCAAGGGCUAUCUGGUGGGCUGGGCCCAGUUCCGCAGGAGCUCCUGGCUGCUGGCCUACGUGGUGGUGCUGGCCGUGUCCCUGGUCGACUGGACGGUGUCGCUGAGUCUCCUGUGUAAGGAGGCCCUGCGUGUCCGCCGGCUCCUGCGGCCUUUUUUCCUGAUGCAGAACUCCUCCAUGAUGAAGAAGACCCUCAAGUGUAUCCGCUGGUCGCUGCGGGAGAUGGCCAGUGUCAUGCUGCUCCUGGCGCUGCACCUGUGCCUGUUCACCAUGUUCGGGAUGCUGCUGUUCACGGGGGAGCAGGACGACUGGGAGGACCGCGAGCGGCUGGUCUACUUCCGCAACCUGCAGGAGUCCCUCACUUCCCUGCUUGUGCUGCUCACCACCGCCAACAACCCGGACGUGAUGAUCCCUGCCUACUCCAAGAACCGGGCCUACGCCAUCUUCUUCAUCAUCUUCACCCUGAUUGGGAGUCUGUUCCUGAUGAACUUGCUGACGGCCAUUAUUUACAACCAGUUCCGGGGCUACCUCAUGAAAUCCCUGCAGACCUCACUCAACCGCCGGCGCCUGGGCACUCGGGCCGCCUACGAGGUGCUGUCCAUGGAGGUGCAGCAGGCCGGCCAGCCCCCCAGAAUCGGGGUGAAGCCGGAAGACUUUCUGCAGGUGCUGCAGAAGGUGCAGCUGGACAGCACCCACAAACAGGCCAUCGUGGAGAAGGUGCUCUCCUACGGUGAGGAGCUGCUGUCGGCUGAGGAGUUCAUGAAGCUCUCCAACGAGUUUGACAGGAGGGUGGUCCAGGAGCAACCCCCCCGGCCCGUCUACCGCUCCCCCUUCCUGCGCACGGCCCAGCUCUUCUUUGGCCAUACCUGCUUCGACUACCUGGGCAACCUCAUCGCCCUGGGCAACCUGCUGUCCAUCUGCGUCUUCCUGGUGAUGGAUACCGACGUGAAGCCCCAGGACCGUGACGACUUCAUCCUGGGGGUGCUGAACUGCGUGUUUGUCCUGUACUAUGUGCUCGAGCUGCUGCUGAAGGUGUUUGCGCUGGGCCCGAGGGGCUACGUGUCCAGCCCCAGCAACCUGUUUGAUGGCCUGCUCACGCUCGUGCUGCUGGUGCUGGAGGUGUCCACCCUGGCCGUGUACAGCCUGCCGCACCCUGGCUGGAAGCCCGACGUGAUGGGGCUGCUGUCGCUGUGGGAGAUGGCGCGACUGCUCAACAUGCUCAUCGUCUUCCGCUUCCUGCGCAUCAUCCCCAGCAUGAAGCUCAUGGCCGUGGUGACCAGCACCUUCCUGGACCUGGUCAGGAACAUGCGGGCGUUUGGAGGGGUCCUGGUGGUGGUCUACUAUGAAUUUGCCAUCGUGGGCAUCAGCCUCUUCCAGGGCGUGGUGGUGCCACCCGGGAACAGCAGCCUGGCCCAGAACAGCUCCAUGCCCUGCGGGAGCUUUGAGCAGCUGGAGUACUGGGCCAACAACUUUGAUGACUUCGCAGCUGCUCUGGUGACCCUGUGGAACGUGAUGGUGGUUAACAACUGGCAGGUGUUUCUGGACGCCUUCCACCGCUACUCAGGCCCCUGGUCCAAGGUGUAUUUUGUGUCCUGGUGGCUGGUGUCCUCCGUCAUCUGGGUCAACCUCUUCCUGGCGCUGAUCCUGGAGAACUUCCUGCAGAAGUGGGACCGUCACAGCCACCUGCCGUCCCUCCCCGGGGCCCCCCAGGCCUUUGAGAGGAGGGUGGAGCUGCUGUUCCGGGACAUUCUGGAGGAGCCCACGGAGGAGGAACUGAUGGAGAAACUGAAGCACCACCCGCAUCUGGAGCUGUGCAGGUGACAGACAGACAGACAGCGGCUCAGGACACGGCCCCAGGAUGCAGGGCGGCCAGACCAGGGGCCCGAGGAGUCAGCACCCACAGCGCCCCGAGGCCGCGACACCCCGAGGCUGGGACAGGCCUCCCAUGUCCACAUCCACGGCUAGGCCGGGCGAUGUCCCGGUCACCGCUCCAGUGACACACGUCCCGAACCUCGGGGUCGAGGCAGGCCCCCCAGCACCCCCCACGUCUGUGGUGCCUUCCUGCUGGUGGCACUCAGGGACGGUCCCCAGGGCCACACGGCCACCAGCAGCCUCCCGGGGCCUUGGGCUGGGCUUGGCGGGGUCAGCAAGAGAGUCCCCAAUGCCACCCAGA